This is a messenger RNA of Eubalaena glacialis (North Atlantic right whale), 933 nucleotides long. Its product is annotated as olfactory receptor 10W1. NCBI's taxonomy places the organism in Eukaryota, Metazoa, Chordata, Mammalia, Artiodactyla, Balaenidae. Gene Ontology annotation, cellular component: membrane. Gene Ontology annotation, molecular function: olfactory receptor activity; G protein-coupled receptor activity. The record is from RefSeq and is a predicted model, not a curated record. Gene Ontology annotation, biological process: G protein-coupled receptor signaling pathway.
AUGACCUGGGAAAAUCACUCAGUGUUAAUGGAAUUUGUGUUCCUGGCCUAUCCCUCCCACCCAGAGCUGCGUGUCUUGUCCUUCCUUGGGAUCAGCCUGGUUUAUACAUUGUUCGUCAUUGGGAAUGUCCUCAUUUUGGUGGCCAUCCAGACAGAAGCCUGCCUACACAAACCCAUGUACUAUUUCCUGAGCAGCCUCUUGGGAGUAGAAAUAUGCUACAUGGCUGUGAUGGUGCCCCACAUCCGCAACAUCCUACAGUCAGCGAAAACCGUCCCCCUCCUGGGCUGUGCCACUCAGAUAGAUUUUCUCACUGGAUUUGGCAGUGCCGAUCGCUUCCUCUUGGCUAUCAUGGCCUAUGACCGGUAUGUUGCCAUUUGCCACCCCUUGCGAUACCCUCUCAUCCUGACUUUAACUCUUUGUGUCCGCUUGGUUGCGGCCUCUGUGGUCAUUGGCUUAUUCCUGUCCUUACAGCUAGUGGUCUUCAUCUUCUCUCUGCCGUUCUGCCCGGUUCGGAAUAUAGGGCACUUCUUUUGUGACGCACAGCCAGUGAUGCGUCUCGUUUCUGCCAACAGCCUCUUCCGUGAGCAGUCAGUGCGGGUGGCAGCCACACUAGCCAUAGCUGUGCCUUUCUUCUCUAUCACCACCUCCUACGCCUUCACUGUGGCCGCCGUGCUCGGGAUUCGCUCAGCAGCUGGCCGCCACCGGGCCUUCUCCACCCGCUCCUCCCGCCCCACUGUGGUCCUGCUGCAGUAUGGCUGCUGUACCUUCAUGUACCUGUGCCCCAGCUCCAGCUACUACCCCAAACGAGAUCAGUUCGUCUCCCUGGUGUACACAUUAGUUCUCAACCCAUUUGUCCACACCCUGAGAAGCAGUGGGAUGAAGGCGACCAUAGGGGGAGUUCUUACCAGGAAUUGCCUCUUCCAGAAAAGCUAG